This is a messenger RNA of Gossypium raimondii (Peruvian cotton), 2455 nucleotides long. RefSeq names its product BTB/POZ domain-containing protein SR1IP1. Gene Ontology annotation, molecular function: protein binding. The record is from RefSeq and is a predicted model, not a curated record. Lineage: Eukaryota; Viridiplantae; Streptophyta; Magnoliopsida; Malvales; Malvaceae. The transcript is spliced from 5 exons. Bases 433 to 2268 code for a protein of 611 amino acids.
UAUUGCCCACGUGGAAACUUUCGACCUUUAGCCGCCAAACAACAUGAAAACAUCUAAUCUUUCCACCAAAAACCCACACCACACAGUAUAUUUUCUUCAUCUAUCUUCAUCCUUUAAUACCCAAAAUACCACUUGCUUGAAAUGUUGUACUCCUCACAGCUUUCCCCUCUAGUUUUGUUUGGAGGCCUAGUUUUGGGAAUCCACCUACUCAAAGUUGGAUAAUACAGUUAUUAAGGACAUGAUUUUGAGCUUAUAUUGCUUCUCAUUCAAACAUUUGAAUAAAUAAAUAACAAAACAGUACAGCAAAUUGCUUAUUCUGUUGGCUCCACCACAAUCUUGUAAAUGAUAAACACCCUGUUUAACAGGCUCUGGUUAUCUAUGAUUUGAUGGAGAUGCAGGCAUGAUCUUAGUAAAACUCCUUCAUUUGCUGCCAUGGUGGAUCUUGAUCAGGAGGACACUGCACCCACCACUCUUAACAUGUCUGCUAAAAAGAAGGAGCUUAUGUCCACAGCCAUGAAGAGAACCAGCGAGUGGAUUUUCUCUCAGGAGAUACCCAGUGAUGUCACGGUUCAAGUUGCUGGAGUUUCAUUUUCACUUCACAAGUUUCCAUUAGUCUCUAAGUGUGGAUACAUAAGGAAAGUGGUAUCAGAAUCCAAUGAUGCUGAUGUUUCAGUCAUAGUAAUUCCUGAUGUUCCGGGCGGAGCGGAAUCCUUCGAACUUGCGGCUAAAUUCUGUUACGGGAUAAAUUUUGAGAUAAACACCGAGAAUAUUGCGGCACUACGUUGCGUGGCCGAGUACCUUGAGAUGACCGAGGACUAUGCGGUCGGAAGCCUUGUGGAAAGAACUGAAGCCUUCUUGAAUGAAGUGGCACUUCAGAGCCUAGCAGGAGCAAUUUCUGUGUUACAUGCUUCCGAGAACCUACUCCCCAUUGCAGAGGAAGUUAAACUGGUUGGCCGGUGCAUCGAUGCCAUAGCAUAUUUAGCUUGCAAAGAGAGUGGCAAUGAUAUUGCAAUGUCUUCAACAAUCUCUAACUCGAAAACGGUGGUUGAUUGGUGGGCUGAGGAUUUGGCUGUUCUUCGAAUUGACAUAUUCCAACGGGUUCUGAUUGCAAUGAUAGCGAGGGGAUUUAAACCAUAUGCUCUUGGUCCUGUGCUUAUGCUCUAUGCUCAGAAAGCUCUUAGAGGUUUGGAAAUAUUUGGAAAGGGGAGGAAGAAAAUCGAGCCACGACAAGAACACGAGAAGAGGGUCGUCUUGGAAACCAUAGUGAGCCUUCUGCCAAAGGAGAAAAAUGCAAUGUCUGUAAGCUUCCUAACCGUGCUGCUUCGAGCAGCAAUUUAUCUCGAAACAACCAUUGCUUGUCGACUCGAUUUAGAAAAAAGGAUGGCCUUGCAAUUAGGACAGGCUGUUUUGGAUGAUCUCUUGAUUCCUGCCUAUUCUUUUACUGGGGAUACAUUGUUUGAUGUGGACACAGUACAGCGGAUCAUGAUGAAUUACCUUGAAUAUGAAACUGAUGGUUCUCAUUUUGGCUACAAAGAAGAAGAUGGCUAUAUUUCUCCCCCACUAAGUGACAUGGAAAGGGUGGGAAAGCUAAUGGAGAGCUACCUAGCCGAAAUAGCAUCUGAUCGUAAUCUCCCCGUCUCGAAAUUCAUCGGUCUCACUGAACUCAUUCCCGAACAAUCGAGGAUAACAGAGGAUGGGAUGUACAGAGCCAUAGAUAUCUACCUCAAGGCUCACCCCACUAUAACUGACUUGGAGAGGAAGAAAGUUUGCAGCCUAAUGGAUUGCCAGAAACUCUCUCGGGAGGCCUGCGCUCACGCUGCGCAAAACGACCGUCUUCCUGUCCAGACCGUGGUUCAAGUUCUUUACUACGAACAACAACGCCUUCGAGACGUCAUGAACGGAAGCAUGUCAAGUGGAACUUCCCCUUCCAUAUCUUCCAGAGUGAAUUUAUACCCUCCAACAGAUAUCCACCCAGUUUCGGAUGAACUUUCGAGCUUGAAACGAGAGAACGAGGACUUGAAACUAGAGCUAGUAAAAAUGAAAAUGAGAUUGAAAGAAAUAGAAAGACCAUCAUCCGCUGUUCCGUCAGCAGCAAGCAGUCCUAUGGGAAUUAUUGUGCCAUCAUCUGAUAAGCCUCCUUUGCCAAGAAAAUCAUUCAUGAAUUCAGUUUCUAAGAAACUUGGACGCCUUUAUCCUUUCGGAGUUCCGCCUUCCGGUGCCAAAGCUCGAACAAGACCUAGCAAAGAUAGGAGGCACUCCAUUUCUUGACACAUUGUUUGGUUUGCCACUAUCUGUACUUUUCCAAAGUGUUCCUAUGUCUGGUGUUUUCCCUCUCUUUUUUUUUUGUUCUUUUUUCUUUUGGGGUGCUAUCUAUCAUAUUCAUGUUUGAUAAAUACAUUAUUAAAAGCAUGGUGGUAUGAAUCUCAGCAUUUGGCUGUUUUUAGUUUCACCAAAA